AAAUGCUGUUAUCAAGCAUCGUAUUUCCUGACUCUUCUAAACCCUAAGCAUUCACUCCCCCCUUCCCACCCCCUUCGCCUCUCUUCCUCUGUUCCAAUGGCUGUAGCUGCUGCUCGACCUCUCGUGACGGUCCAGCCGUUAGACGGCGAUAUGGCGACGGACGGAGGAAAUUCCGUUCCCCUUCCCGACGUGAUGAAAGCUUCCAUCCGUCCAGAUAUAGUAAACUUCGUCCACUCCAACAUCUCCAGGAACAGUCGCCAGCCCUACGCCGUCAGCAAGCGCGCAGGCCAUCAGACCUCAGCAGAGUCAUGGGGUACUGGUCGUGCCGUGUCUCGUAUCCCUCGAGUUCCCGGUGGUGGUACUCACCGUGCUGGCCAGGGUGCCUUCGGUAACAUGUGCCGAGGCGGACGCAUGUUUGCUCCAACCAAGAUCUGGCGCCGCUGGCAUCGCAAGAUCAAUGUUAACCAGAAGCGCUACGCCGUGGCCUCUGCACUCGCUGCUUCUGCUGUUCCUUCUCUCGUCCUUGCCCGUGGUCACAGGAUCGAAAAUGCCCCCGAGAUUCCUCUUGUUGUUGGUGAUUCAGCCGAGGCUGUGGAGAAGACAUCUGCUGCUAUCAAGGUACUUAAGCAGAUCGGUGCUUACCCCGAUGCUGAGAAGGCCAAGGACAGCGUUGGCAUCCGGCCUGGCAAGGGUAAGAUGAGGAACCGCAGGUACAUUUCUCGCAAGGGCCCUCUCAUUGUUUAUGGUACCGAAGGAUCCAAGAUCGUUAAGGCUUUCCGUAAUAUCCCUGGUGUUGAGGUCGCUAAUGUGGAGAGGCUCAACCUUUUGAAGCUCGCUCCCGGUGGUCAUCUUGGCCGGUUCAUCGUCUGGACUAAAUCAGCUUUUGAGAAGUUGGACUCAAUCUAUGGCACUUUUGAGAAGCCCUCGGAAAAGAAAAAGAGUUACGUUCUUCCCCGAUCUAAGAUGGUCAAUGCUGAUCUUACUAGGAUCAUUAACUCUGAUGAGAUUCAGUCUGUAGUGAGGCCGAUUAAGACCGAGGUUAAGAGGGCAACACUUAAGAAGAACCCAUUGAAGAACUUGAACACACUUCUUAAGCUUAACCCGUAUGCUAAGACUGCUAGGAGGAUGGCGCUUUUGGCUGAAGCUCAACGAGUAAAGGCUAAGAAAGAGAAGCUUGACAAGAAGAGGAAGCAAGUCUCUAAGGAGGAGGCUGCGGCUGUAAAGGCUGCUGGCAAGGCAUGGUAUCAGACGAUGAUAUCAGAUUCUGACUACACAGAGUUCGAUAAUUUCACGAAAUGGCUUGGUGUAUCCCAGUAAUGAGUGCUCUCUUAGUCAAGGCAUUUGGAAUUCAGUUACCAUUUUCUGUUUUUUGUUGGGAACUUGCAUUGGAAGCUCGUCAAUAUUUUCUCUCAUAUUUAUUAGAUGGAAAACGUGAACAUAGAAGACAUGAAUUUGGGUA
Macadamia integrifolia is the source of this 1459-nucleotide messenger RNA. RefSeq names its product 60S ribosomal protein L4-1. The record is from RefSeq and is a predicted model, not a curated record. Gene Ontology annotation, cellular component: ribosome; cytosolic large ribosomal subunit. The transcript has 2 exons. NCBI's taxonomy places the organism in Eukaryota, Viridiplantae, Streptophyta, Magnoliopsida, Proteales, Proteaceae. The coding region runs from base 97 to 1317 and encodes 406 amino acids. Gene Ontology annotation, molecular function: RNA binding; structural constituent of ribosome. Gene Ontology annotation, biological process: translation.